Messenger RNA from Haliotis rufescens (red abalone), 1188 nucleotides. RefSeq names its product mucin-22-like. The transcript has 2 exons. The record is from RefSeq and is a predicted model, not a curated record. NCBI's taxonomy places the organism in Eukaryota, Metazoa, Mollusca, Gastropoda, Lepetellida, Haliotidae. The coding region runs from base 1 to 1188 and encodes 395 amino acids.
AUGAGAAAGCGGUGGAACCUGCUCCCUACUGUAGGACAUCGAGCAGGAAGUGAAACUGCAGCUACUGUAGGACAUCGAGCAGGGAGUGAAACUGCAGCUACUGUGGGACAUCGAGCAGGAAAUGAAACUGCAGCUACUGUAGGACAUCGAGCAGGGAGUGAAACUGCAGCUGCUGAAGGACAUCGAGCAGGAAGUGAAACUGCAGCUACAGUGGGACAUCGAGCAGGAAGUGAAACUACAGCCACUGUAGGACAUCGAGCAGGGAGUGAAACUGCAGCUACUGUAGGACAUCGAGCAGGAAGUGAAACUGCAGCUACUGUGGGACAUCGAGCAGGAGGUGAAACUGCAGCUACUGUAGGACAUCGAGCAGGAAGUGAAACUGCAGCUACUGUAGGACAUCGAGCAGGAAGUGAAACUGCAGCUACUGUAGGACAUCGAGCAGGAGGUGAAACUGCAGCUACUGUAGGACAUCGAGCAGGAAGUGAAACUGCAGCUACUGUAGGACAUCGAGCAGGAAGUGAAACUGCAGCUACUGUAGGACAUCGAGCAGGAGGUGAAACUACAGCUACUGUAGGACAUCGAGCAGGAAGUGAAACUGCAGCUACUGUAGGACAUCGAGCAGGAGGUGAAACUACAGCUACUGUAGGACAUCGAGCAGGAGGUGAAACUGCAGCUGCUGUAGGACAUCGAGCAGGAGGUGAAACUACAGCUACUGUAGGACAUCGAGCAGGAGGUGAAACUGCAGCUACUGUAGGACAUCGAGCAGGAAGUGAAACUACAGCUACUGUAGGACAUCGAGCAGGAGGUGAAACUACAGCUACUGUAGGACAUCGAGCAGGAGGUGAAACUGCAGCUACUGUAGGACAUCGAGCAGGAAGUGAAACUGCAGCUACUGUAGGACAUCGAGCAGGGACUGAAACUACAGCUACUGUGGGACAUCGAGCAGGAGGUGAAACUACAGCUACUGUAGGACAUCGAGCAGGAGGUGAAACUGCAGCUACUGUAGGACAUCGAGCAGGAAGUGAAACUACAGCUACUGUAGGACAUCGAGCAGGGACUGAAACUACAGCUACUGUGGGACAUCGAGCAGGAGGUGAAACUACAGUUACUGUAGGACAAGGAGCAAGAAGUGAAACUGCAGCUACUGUAGGACAAGGAGCAAGAAGUGAAGCUGCAGCUACUGUAUGA